This is a messenger RNA of Diceros bicornis minor, 1425 nucleotides long. RefSeq names its product mitochondrial ribosomal protein S30 (gene MRPS30). Gene Ontology annotation, molecular function: structural constituent of ribosome. The record is from RefSeq and is a predicted model, not a curated record. The transcript is spliced from 5 exons. Gene Ontology annotation, cellular component: ribosome; mitochondrion; mitochondrial large ribosomal subunit. Bases 16 to 1347 code for a protein of 443 amino acids. Gene Ontology annotation, biological process: translation. NCBI's taxonomy places the organism in Eukaryota, Metazoa, Chordata, Mammalia, Perissodactyla, Rhinocerotidae.
CGGAAGCGGGCCAAGAUGGCGGCGGCCAGGUGUUGGAGGCUUGUGCUCCGCAGUCCGGGGCUGUCAUUGCACACCGCGGCCGGGGCCGCUGUCGCGGCUCCAGAAGUGACCGGCCCAGAUGUCGCGGCGGCCGCUGUCGCGCGGUACCCGCCGAUUGUGGCCUCCCUGAAGGCGAAAAGCCAGGCGGCACGGCAGCGGCGAGUGGAGCGGUGGCAGGCGAUGGUGCACGCGGCCGAGUCGGUGGACGAGAAGCUGCGAAUCCUCACGAAGAUGCAGUUCAUGAAGUACGUAGUUUACCCGCAGACCUUCGCCCUGAACGCCGACCGCUGGUACCAGGGCUUCACCAAGACCGUAUUCCUGUCGGGCCUGCCGCCGCCGCCGCCCGCCGAGCCCGCGCCCGCGCCCGCGCCGACCCUGGACCUGGCGGCCCUGCGCGCCGCCGCGUGUGACUGCCUUCUGCAGGAGCACUUCUUCCUGCGGCGCAAGGGGCGCGCGCCCCUCUACCAGGAACGGGAGGCCAUCGCCUCGCCCUUCCUGGAUCAGCUGGUGGCCGCCCUCAUGGGCCUGCUCAGCGUGCACAAUCCGGUCCUGGCUGCCGCCGCCGCCCUCGAUUGUAAACGCCCAGUUGACUUUUACUGGCUGCGUGGUGAAGAAAUUAUUCCUCGUGGUCAUCGGAAAGGUCGGGUUGAUGCUUUGCGAUACCAAAUAAAUGAUAAACCACACAACCAGAUUCGAAUAUCCAAACAACUGCCAGAGUUUGUGCCGCUGGAUUAUUCUGUACCUGUAGAAAUCCCUGUUAUGAAUUGUAAGCCAGACAAACUUCCAUUAUUCAAACGGCAGUAUGAAAAUACCGUAUUUAUUGGCUCAAAGACAGCAGAUCCAUACUGUUAUGGACAUACCCAGUUUCAUCUGUUACCUGACAAAUUAAAAAGGGAAAGGCUUUUGAAAAAAAACUGUGCAGAUCAGAUAGAAGUUGUUUUUAGAGCUAAUGCUAUUGCAAGCCUUUUUGCUUGGACUGGAGCGCAAGCUAUGUAUCAAGCACAACUCUCUUCUACAGGAUUCUGGAGCGAAGCAGAUGUUACUCGACCUUUUGUCUCCCAGGGCGUCAUCACAGAUGGAAAAUACUUUUCAUUUUUCUGCUACCAGUUAAAUACUUUGGCACUGACUGCACAGGCUGAUCAAAAUAACCCUCGUAAAAAUAUAUGUUGGGGGACACAGAGUAAGCCUCUUUAUGAAACAAUCGAAGAUAAUAAUGUGAAAGGUUUUAAUGAUGAUGUUCUACUUCAGUUGGUUCACUUGCUACUGAAUAGACCAAAAGAAGACAAAUCACAGCUGUCGGAAAACUAAGAAAAAAUAUUUGAUUCAGGACUUUUGGAAUACUUAAAUUUUACUGAAGGAGCAAUAAAAGGAUUUUUGAUGAUGAGA